Messenger RNA from Eruca vesicaria subsp. sativa (arugula), 1185 nucleotides. The record is from the annotation of a GenBank genome assembly. NCBI's taxonomy places the organism in Eukaryota, Viridiplantae, Streptophyta, Magnoliopsida, Brassicales, Brassicaceae.
AUGUCAUCCCUCUCUCGCCUUCUCCUCCGUGGCACCAAAAGCUUCAACACCCCCACGAGCGCCCGCUUUCUCUCCGCCGCUACCGCUGCUGCAUCCACACCCUCACAACGAACACCUUCCCUAAUCACCCUCGUAAACGACGAACAAGACCCUAAAUACAUCACAGAGAAGUUCAAAAAGGCUUCCGAAACGGAGUGGUUCCGCAAAAACAUAGCCGUCUAUGAGAGAACCGUCCGCCGUCUCGCCGCGGCCAAGAAGUUUGACUGGAUCGAGGAGAUUCUUGAGGAGCAGAACAAGUACCACAACAUGUCAAAGGAAGGCUUCGUGGCGAGGAUCAUCAAUCUUUACGGACGAGCUGGUAUGUUUGAGAAUGCACAGAAGGUGUUCGACGCUAUGCCUGAGAGAAACUGUAAGAGGUCAGUUUUGUCUUUCAACGCUUUGCUGAAUGCUUGUGUGAACUCGAAGAAGUUCGAUUUGGUUGAUGGUAUCUUCAAGGAGUUGCCAGGUAAACUCUCGAUCCAACCGGAUAUUGCUUCUUACAAUACUCUGAUCAAAGGGUUGUGUGGGAAGGGUUCAUUGUCGGAAGCUAUUGCGUUGGUUGAUGAGAUUGAGAACAAGGGUCUGAAGCCUGAUCAUUUCACUUACAACUUGCUUUUACAUGAGACGUAUACAAAAGGGCAUUUUGAGCAGGGUGAAAAGAUAUGGUCUAGAAUGGUGGAGAAGAAUCUCGCGAGAGACGUGCGUAGUUACAAUGCUCGGUUGUUAGGAUUAGCCUUGGAGAUGAAAUCAGAAGAGAUGGUUAAUCUCUUUGACGAACUUAAGAGUAAUGGUAUCAAACCUGAUGUGUUCACAUUCACUGCCUUGGUUAGAGGAUGUGCCGGUGCAGGAAAGGUUGACGAAGCCAAAACGUGGUAUAAGGAGCUAGAGAAUAACGGUUUUCGCCCAAUGAAAUUGAUCUUUUCUUCGUUGCUUCCUGCAUUGUGUACGGCUGGUGAUUUGGAGUCAGCUUUUGAGCUCUGCAAGGAGAUAUUCACUAAGCGUCUACUUGUUGAUGGCGCCAUCAUGCAAGAGGUAGUUGAUGAAUUGGUGAAAGGGUCAAAGAAAGAUGAAGCUGAGGAGAUUGUUGAACUCGCUAAGAAGAAUGAUUACUUACAGUUCAAGCUACAUCUCUCUUCGGAAGAGUAG